Molecule: messenger RNA, 4915 nt
Organism: Lethenteron reissneri (Far Eastern brook lamprey)
Lineage: Eukaryota; Metazoa; Chordata; Hyperoartia; Petromyzontiformes; Petromyzontidae
Product: phosphoinositide 3-kinase regulatory subunit 5-like
Biological process (GO): G protein-coupled receptor signaling pathway; positive regulation of MAP kinase activity
Cellular component (GO): phosphatidylinositol 3-kinase complex, class IB
Molecular function (GO): 1-phosphatidylinositol-3-kinase regulator activity
Source: RefSeq, a predicted model, not a curated record
CGUCGUCUUUGUCGCCUUGAAUUGGGUCGUCUCCAUCGUCUGCGAGUUGAGACUAGAAGCUACGUUGUCUCAGAAUAGAGUCGUCUCACUACCCAAGUGUAUAUUUGUCACUUGCGGUUACUUGUUGAGUUGUCAGUGGACUUUAUUCAGAAUGAAUAUACAGAAAGACAAGACGGUGUCUCUGAGAGCUACAUCACAUAUGCAUUACAAAAGGGCAAUUGUCCAAAUACAUUGUCCCACUAACGUGCUGUCUGACAGUGUCCGUGGCAAGGUUUUAUUUGGUCUUCCUUACGCACCACUCCCAGCUGAAUUCCGUCAGUGUUAAUGGUAAAGACAAUAGUAGAGGUGCAGCCCUGCAAGUGCUUGCUCAUGCCACUGCUGGUGGGAGGGCCUCCACUAGAGGGAGCUCUCGAGAGGCCCCUCUAGAGGGUAUUGUGGCCUGCCCUGUCCACGACAGCCAGAUGUCAUAGAAGUUGGUAGGAGUGCCCACGUUUUACACCAUCACAGGAUUUGCAAAUCGUCUAUGGUGUACACAUUGCUACUGCUCGCUGGAUAGGGAUGGGUGGAUUUAAGACCCCACACAUACCCCAAGACAAGCAGAUCCUCGACAUGUCUUACGAGGAGUUCUACAAGUUUCUGACAUGGCCACAGCCUGCAGGUGGACUCUGCAAAAACAUACUUCACUUAAUCAAGACAGAAAUGAGAGCCCCCGGAAUAACGUUCCAGAGGCUGGCCCAAGCUGAGAAUGAAAUUAGUUCAAAUAGUUGCCUUCCAAAUGCAAAAACCGUUCUCCUACUUGAUCCUGCGGAGGUACCACAAGGGUUUUCCGAGACUAUCAAAGCCGAACUGAAACUUCUGGGUCUGGACAGACAGAGCAGCACCAUGAAGCUCAUCCGACACGUGUUCCAAAGCACAGGCGGCAGGGAGUAUGACCUUGAUGCCCUGCAGAAAUCCCUGCAGAUGAAGGACAAUGAUUUUGUACACAACGUAUACCUGAGGUGUGUGAGUGCACUGGAGAAGGCAGAUUCCUCAAGAAAUGACGACCGCACUUCUGGAGACCUUGGGCAGCAGUUGCACACAAUCUAUGAGGAAAUUGUGGGAUCUGGUAAAAAAGGUGAAAACAAUAGCACAUUGGAGUUCAUCCCAUUGCCUGUUCCCAAAAUAUUGGUCCAUGACUGGAAAGACCAGAACUUAGACUUUUUAUACAAAUACGUGCAGCAGAAAAAAAUUGGCAAAGCACUUGCCACCGAGCAGGGAUCUGGUGACGUCGAACCUUUUCGAGAUUCCGGAUUCUCCAGUGCUUCCAUAAGUUCUGGCUCUUGGCCCGAAGGGGAAUCCGCUUGUGAGACAUGGCCACGUGAUGACAGCCUGUCGGCUUUGCGGCACAGUGAAGCGCACUUGCCGAGUGACAAACGACCAGACAGUGGAUAUUCCGAAAAGGACGAAUUAGAACUGAGUAACAUAGAGGAAGAUGACCUUUUGGACACUGAUCCCAAUGUUAGCCAAGACGAUCUACCACAAACAGAUGAAUAUUAUUUACCCAGUGAGCUACCACUGCUGGAUGAAGAGGAACCCAGUGAAACAUUGUGCUGUCGCGGUUCAAUUGAGGAUGACCUAUCGGACAAUGAAGUGACAGAAGAGUGCUCUUUCCAGAAAACGCCCGAGGCAAUUAAACUUAAGAGAAAGACGGCGAUGCGCAGGAAGCUACAACUGAGAGGCGAAAAGGCUGCAGAGUGCCGCGCCUUGCGAAUUGUAGUUUUUGGCCGAGAUAAAACGCUGGGAAGGCUUGCCAGGGCCUACAACAGGAUGAGGAUACGCGAAUCAAGAUGUUCAUUGCUGAUGAAGCACUUCCGGCUGGAGUUUUACUACAUUCCCAUUCGAGACCAACCGCCCUCCACAGCCAACCCACUAUGUGGACAGGCUCUCAAUCAGCAGCAGGAUCAAGACGACUGCGUGAUAUCUCAGACUCUGGGAGCGAUCGACACCUGGUACGAGCGUAACGUUGGUAACGCCUUCAGCAUCAUGACCCUUCUUCCGAGCCAGAUCACACAAGAGACGAAUGUAAUUGCACAUUAUCCAUUCUGGGCCAACACAGUGCUGUAUUACAGCCGGUUUGCCAAGCACUCAGUCCUGCUUCAAGCUUAUCAAAUGGAGUUGUGCCUAAUGAAUGGAAAGAAGGUGAAGGAGAUUUUUGUCCAGGAGAUGCUCGUGUCCCCUCAGUCUUCAAGACAAACACUGAUGGCCGGUCAAUGCAGAAGAGCUUCAGACUAUGACAAAGAACCAUCUGUCUCUCUCUCGUUGGCGUACGACAAGGUUAGCGUAAGCAAACGUGUGCAGACGGUGACCGUUGAGAAGAAUUUCACAUCUGUGAAGAUUUCACGACUCUCACCACUGGUGAAAGCAGAGGCCAACUUGGAUACUCUAUACCUCAUCACGAUGGAACCUGCUGGGAAACAGACAAGGAUGUUGCCAUUUGUCACCCAGGUGAACCAACAGACAACUCCACAGAUAAGGAACCCUCCCAUACGGGUCAAUGCUGUAUCAUUGAAGAGCAAAGCAUACUCCACUUUAACUGUCAUGUUGGAUAAUGAUGAGAGUAAAGUGUUUCAGGAUGUAAUCAGCUGUGCAGUGUCUGCUUGUUUGAAUCCUGAGCACAGCCUGCUGAAGCGACAAGGCAAGACCUCAAAAGUCAACCCAGUCGAUUGUCACCCAUUUUUAUCUCUCCCCAUCAGCCUCUUUUCUGUACGGACUUUAUAGUCACAUUUUUAAAAACGUGACUUUUUAACGUCCUGGGGAAAACUUGACAGAGUUCCCCAGGACAGAUGACUCAACAAGGGGGUUGAUCCUGGGAAAAACCGGGACAGGUGGCGACCCUAAUGUUCGGUUAUCAGUGCAGUCUUAUAUCUCAUCAUUGUCAAGAGUGGAUCCACUCUGAAACGUCGACACCAUACCAGUGUACUCUGGUUUCCUUUGACAACUUGACACUGCGUGCGUGAAUACAGUAUACAAUCAUUUUAAAAUGGUUAAACAAUAUAUAUUCUUGAUGAAGCUGCGGUAUAUAACAUUCUCAAAAAAACAUGAAAAAUAACUGAUGCAGUGCAGUGUUUUCCAUAUAAAGUACCGUAACAAUAGAGUAUAAUACACUGUACAAUGCUAUACUCAAUGCCUGUAUAUAUGCUAAUGUGUUAGAUCGUAAUCUUUUUGCAAGUGCCUAGAAUUGAAUGUAAUAUCCUAUUUAAAUUGGGGAAAAAAACUAAGCAUACUGUGGAGGAAGCACUAGUUUCAGAUGCCUUGUUUUAAUGCGCUUGGUAUGCAAGUGCAGCUAUAGGUAUGAGGGAUAUUUUUUUUAUUAUCAGAACCUUUAUUUCGACUGGAAGAAUGUGAUGAGUUAUGAAGAUCUUUUUCAGACGUCCACAUUGUGUGGUCCCCCAAGUUCCUCCUCGACUCUUCUGUUGUUUGAUGCCACCUUGUGUUCAUGGAGAACCACGUGCAGAAUGUUGCUGUUAAUUGUUCUCACGAGGCUCAAGUUUAUCCCGUGAAAUUCUGUACCUGGUUGAAUUUGGGCAUGAUGUGUGUGAGAAGGUGCAUUUAAACAAAAACAAGGUUCCCUCUCUGUAAAAAUCCAAAAUGUGAAAUUGGUGUAAAAAGUACAAUGUAGGUAUAUAAUUAAUUAACUCACAGUAUUUAAAUUAUUUAUAUGGUUUAGCAGAUUGUUUUUAUGCUGUAUUUAUGACCAUGUUACAUCGGGCCUGUGGCGUUAUCUUCCUUGAUUGGUGGAUUGAUGAAAACUGGUGGUCCUGUUCAUUGUUAUUUUUUGUGUCUUCCAUUGAUAAAACUGGUGGCCCUGUUCAUUGUUAAAUUGUGUUUCACAUUUUAUGUGCUUUGGACCUUGUUGCGUGGCAGACACUUCAUGAAAUAAUUAUGAGAUGAACUCUACAGUGUACAUAUAUAAGGGUGUGUGUGUGUAAAUGAUAUUUCAUCAUUGGGCAAAAUAUACACAGGUAUAUAAUUCGGCACGUAAAACAUAAUUUUAUGUAAAUCUACUUGAUGUAUAUAUUAUGUAUAUUUGCUGAAAUAGCAAUUACCUGUUUCUAGUGUGUCCUUGAAAUCAAGUGGGGAGACAGUGUCCCAUAUAUUACAUGGUUGUGUAGGGGGGGGGGUGGAAAUCCUACAUGCCAAGCAAUAAUGACAUUUAGCUGCAUCUCUGCGCUGCAUAGACACGUCACCUGCUUGGCAGUCCCAGUUGAGCACUUUACUGUUUUGUGACAUGUCGCAUCGGAUUGUGCAUUACAAAAUUGGCUCGUGAUUAGAGCUGUGCUCAUCACUUCCUCACGUCAUCGAAUACUCCACUGGUUAUCAGCUUGGUUUACUCGACUAAUUUAAUGACACCAAAAUAUUUGCGGAAUAAAAGUAUCAACUUUGUACCCAUGUGUGUAGCUGGAUGGGAGGUGAUGGACAGAGCUUGGUGAUGUAAUUGGCAUCAUCAGCCACCGUCAUGCUGGGCAUGACAUGCAGGGGGUUUCCAACCUUCAGGAGGCAGAAAGUCGGGCCACCAUCUUAAGAGGCUUGAGUAAUCGAUCACGAAUUUUACAAUUUUUGCCGUUUGACUUAAUGAGUAAAUUGUUCCAGCUGUACUCAUCAUUUUAGAUUCUUUCAUUAAUUGUUAUCUUUAUUAAAUAGACAUGUAUGAUUUUACAACUUAAAAUGCAGUCUAAAUAUGACAAGCUGUUAAUGGGCUAAAUUAUAAUCUUAACGUGAAUCUGGUAAUGGGGUUUUGUUAGGAAAACGGAAACAUGGGGUACUCCACCUCUAAAUUAGUUUGUUAUUUUGAGACACAAUCAUCAGUGUUUUCUAAAUUCGUGAUUGUAUUGUAUCUAUAUGUUGAGAAGCUUAUUACCGUUUGUAUGAAUUAUGC